AUGUUGAGGAGAGGGUUUAAUGCGUAUCGAGCUCUUUUUCUUCGUUACAAUGCAGAGAGUCAAGCACAGCUCGAAAAGCUGAGAAAUAUUGGAAUCUCGGCGCACAUCGACUCCGGAAAGACGACUGUCACAGAAAGAAUUCUUUAUUACACUGGGCGAAUCGAUGAAAUGCACGAAGUAAGAGGCAAGGAUGGCGUCGGCGCCGUGAUGGACUCGAUGGAGCUCGAAAGACAAAGAGGAAUUACGAUUCAAUCUGCGGCUACGUUUGUAAACUGGAAAGGAACAGACAUUAAUAUCAUUGACACACCCGGUCACGUUGAUUUCACCGUUGAAGUCGAGCGAUCUCUCCGUGUCCUAGGAAGGGUUGCUAAUAAGAACAUUCUGAAAGGACAAAUGUCAUCACUGACUUUUAUUGACUCCCACAUUGAAUUCUUUCUCAUGCGUUCUUUGUCCUACAACCUCGAUAAAGAUGGUGCCGCCUUGAUUGUGUGUGCUUCUGGCGGUGUUCAAUCUCAGACUCUAACAGUUUUUCGCCAAAUGAAACGUUAUAAUGUCCCGUUUGUUGUCUUUAUCAAUAAAUUGGACAGAACGGGUGCAAAUCCUGAAAAAUGUAUCAAUCAAAUGAGAAGAAAGCUUGGUAUCAAUACUGCGUUUAUGUAUUACAAUAUUGGCCUGGAAAAAGAAUUCGAAGGCUUGAUUGAUAUCGUCGAAAAUGAAGUCGUUUAUUUCCAUGGUGACAAUGGUGAAAAUAUCAAACGCGCGCCUGUACCGGAAGAAUUUGCUGAAUUGAGACAGGAGAAAUUCGAGGAGUUAGUAGGAUGCUUGGCCGAUGUAGACGAUGAGAUCGGAGAGUUGUUUUUAAUGGAAGAGGUUCCAACUAAUGAACAAAUCUACGACGCGGUCAGAAGAUGCACUGUUGCGAGAACUUUCCAGCCGAUUCUCAUGGGAUCUGCUUUGAAGAACAAAGGUGUGCAGCUUCUUCUCGACGCCUGUGUUCGUUUUCUCCCCCAGCCAGAUCAAGUCGACAAUUUUGCGAACCAGGCAGUGCCAGAAGGAUCUGAAGAAGAAGCAGAAGCUCUAUUAAUGUCUCCUGAACGCUCAAAAGCUCAUCCUCCCGUAAUGCUGGCAUUCAAACUCGAAAAGUCCAAAUUUGGACAGCUGACUUACAUGAGAAUGUACCAAGGAUACAUGAAAAAAGGACAAACACUAGUGAAUACGAGAACCGGGAAGCCAGUGAAAAUCUCAAGAUUGGUGAAAAUGCACGCUUCGGACAUGAUUGAUGUGAACGAAGUUUUUGCUGGAGAUAUUUUUGCAACUUUUGGAGUCGAUUGCGCUAGUGGAGAUACUUUUACAGUUAAUGAUCUGAAACACUUGUCGAUGGAAAGUAUUCAUGUACCGAAGGGCGUCGUCUCGAUGUCAAUCAAGCCGACGAAUAAGAAAGCGACUCAGAAUUUCCUCAAAGCUCUGGUCCGCUUCUCUAACGAAGAUCCUUCCUUCACAUGGGUGUUUGACCAAGAAUCUGGCGAGUAUCACAUGACUGGAAUGGGCGAGCUCCAUCUUGAGAUUUAUGCGCAGCGAAUGGAACGUGAAUAUGACUGCCCUGUUGAGCUCGGUCAGCCGAAGGUCGCUUUCCGUGAAACGAUUUUACCUGGAGUGGUCCACUUUGACUAUCAACACAAGAGACAGUCCGGCGGACGUGGUCAAUAUGGUCGAGCAAUUGGUAAAGCUAAUAUCAACGCCAAGUCGAACACCGAAAAUAUAUUCAACGACAGACUAACUGGAACAAACUUAUCAAGAGGCUAUGUUAAGCCACUUAUCACUGGCAUGGAGGAGGUUUUCGCCGCCGGACCUCAAAUUGGAGAACCCGUUGUUGGAGUUGAAAUUGACAUUGUCGAUGGAGCUGAACACAGGGUUGAUUCUUCUGAAAUUUCAUUCCAACUUUGCGGCCAGGGCUGUGCCGAGCAGAUUUUGAACAGAGCGAACAAAGCUGUAAUUGAGCCAAUUAUGAACGUUGAAGUUGUUUAUCCGCAAGAGUUCGACGAUCGAGUCAAUAAGUAUUUGUACGAAAAACAUGCUGAUAUUCAAGAAUUCGAGCUCGACAAUCAGUAUAAAACGGUCUACUGCCAAGUUCCCCUAAACGACAUGUUCGGCUUUACCGCUGGUUUGAGAGGAUGCACCGAAGGAAAGGGUGAAUUUUCAAUGGACUUUUCUCAUUACGAUCUCGCUCGAGACGAUGUUAUAGAAGAAUUAGCUGCUAAAUACCAACAAAAACUUGCCAACGAAAGUUCUAAGAAAAAAUAG
Messenger RNA from Oikopleura dioica, 2301 nucleotides. NCBI's taxonomy places the organism in Eukaryota, Metazoa, Chordata, Appendicularia, Copelata, Oikopleuridae. The record is from the annotation of a GenBank genome assembly.